AUGAAGUCUAGGUCCGCUGUUUACUUCCCAAUUUCGCGACUGGUUACCUUUAUCGGCCCUCGAGGUCCGAAACAAGGCAACAAUACUGUAUACUGGUCAACAGAUCCUGGACCGAAACAUGUGGUUCAAAUUCGGGAUGACGUUGAUGAUUUGCGUCUUGGCGGGAACUUUGCGUCUGUUCAAUGGGAUUACGAAGAUAGUAUUCGAAUGCACUCCUUCAAGCCGACUGGGAUGUUUGACUCGUCUCCAGAACAUCUGCUCAGGUCGUAA
Marasmius oreades (fairy-ring Marasmius) is the source of this 270-nucleotide messenger RNA. RefSeq lists its product as uncharacterized. Lineage: Eukaryota; Fungi; Basidiomycota; Agaricomycetes; Agaricales; Marasmiaceae. The record is from RefSeq and is a predicted model, not a curated record. The transcript has 6 exons. Bases 1 to 270 code for a protein of 89 amino acids.